This is a messenger RNA of Pelobates fuscus (common spadefoot toad), 2600 nucleotides long. RefSeq names its product interferon-induced GTP-binding protein Mx1-like. Gene Ontology annotation, cellular component: membrane; nucleus; cytoplasm. NCBI's taxonomy places the organism in Eukaryota, Metazoa, Chordata, Amphibia, Anura, Pelobatidae. The record is from RefSeq and is a predicted model, not a curated record. Gene Ontology annotation, molecular function: GTPase activity; GTP binding; microtubule binding. Bases 245 to 2131 code for a protein of 628 amino acids. Gene Ontology annotation, biological process: defense response to virus. The transcript is spliced from 15 exons.
UGAAAGAUCUCUCUGCUUUUAUCCUUCCCCUGCUCCUUUAUAACUCCAGUUUGAUUGGGGCGAGCAUCAGAGACAAGUAUUCACACUAUUCAAGAGCAGCGAGAAUCUGUCUAUUCAUCCCAGGACCCUGGGACUCUCUACCUAUUCAAGCUGAGACGGUCUGCUGAGCUUCAGAGACUCACGCCCCAAUCUUUCAGCUACUCGAGAUAGCAGAAAAUCAGUUUGAGUCUGCCAAUAAGAGAAAAUGGCCACUAAAAUGAUGUCAAACUACUUGAAUGAAACAUACGAGGAGAAGAUCCGGCCUUGUAUUGACCUCAUUGACUCGCUGAGAGCUCUUGGGGUGGAGAAGGACCUGGCUUUGCCAGCAAUCGCUGUGAUUGGUGACCAGAGCUCCGGAAAAAGCUCAGUUUUGGAAGCCCUUUCUGGAGUCAGUUUGCCAAGAGGCAGCGGGAUUGUGACUAGAUGCCCAUUGGAACUUAAACUUUGUAAAGGAAAGACUGAUUCAGAAUGGAGCGGAAAAAUCAGCUAUUUAACAAUAAACCAAGAGCUUCAAAGUCCUUCGGAAGUUGAGAAAGAAAUAAUGAAAGCUCAGGAUGCAAUGGCUGGCUCAGGAUAUGGGAUCAGUUCUGACUCAAUUAGUUUAGAGGUGAGAUCACCAGAUGUUCCAGAUCUAACACUCAUCGACUUACCCGGAAUUGCGAGAGUUGCUGUGGGCGGUCAACCUAAAGACAUUGGAGACAAGAUUAAACGAUUGAUCAAACAAUAUAUACAGAAGCAGGAAACAAUCUGCUUGGUGGUUGUGCCGUGCAAUGUGGAUAUAGCGACAACGGAAGCACUUGAAAUGGCGAGGGAAAUCGAUCCUAAUGGUGAAAGAACUCUGGGCAUUCUUACCAAACCUGAUCUGAUUGACAAAUGUACAGAAGAAAAUAUAGUUAACAUUGUCAACAACAACGUAAUACACUUAAAGAAGGGCUAUAUGAUCGUAAAAUGCAGAGGGCAACAGGAGAUUCAGGAAAGGCUGUCAUUAAAGGCGGCUACUGAGAGGGAGAAAGCCUUCUUUGAAGACCACGAGUAUUUCAGUGAACUUCUGGAUGGAGAGAAGGCCACCAUUCCUCUUUUAGCUCAACGACUCACGGCAGAACUUGUGGAACACAUUAAUAAAUCACUUCCCACCCUGGAGGACCAAAUAAAAACCAAACUUCAACUUACUAGGGAUGAAUUAGCAACGUGUGGCACAGGAGUACCGGAAGAUGAAAGCGAGCAGCUGGCUUUCCUUGUUGAGAAAAUCCAACAAUUUAACCAAUGUAUUGCUCGUGCCACACAAGGAGAGGAAUUCAUAACUUCGGCAAAAAACCCAAAACUUUUUUCAAAAGUUCGGGAACAUUUCAACUCUUGGCAAAACAAACUUGAUGACAGCAUUGAGGAAUUUAAUUUUGAUCUAAAAGAAGAAGUUGCUGAAUUUGAGACAUUGCAUCGGGGACGAGAACUGCCAGGAUUUGUAAAUUAUAAAACAUUUGAGGCUAUUGUGAAAGAUAAAAUCAGUCAAAUGGAAGAGCCUGCCAGAGAAACUUUACACAAUGUUACUGAUGUGGUGGGAAAAAUGUUUACAGAACUUGGUGUGCAACACUUUGAGAAUUUCCAGAAUCUUUACAGAGUCUGUAAGGCUAGUAUUGAAAAUCUAAGACAAUCACAAGAAGCAAAUGCAGAUACUUUGAUUAAAACUCAGUUCAUGAUGGAGGUUAUGGUUUAUGCCCAAGAUAAAUGCUACAGAAAAGAGCUGCUUUCUAUUCAAGGCAAUCAGGAUGGUGUCCAGACGAAGCAAUAUGCCAUACCUCAGCCUAUUGAUCUGUUGCAGUGCUCAGUGAAGGAAAUGACCCUUCAUCUAGAAGCGUAUUUCAAAAGUGCUGCAGAUCGCCUCUCCAAUCAAAUCCCCUUGAUUAUUCAGUUUCACAUACUGCAAGAAUAUGGGAAAAAACUGCAAAAGGAUAUGUUGAAAAUUCUACAAGACAAGGAAGAACACAGCACCCUUCUCAAAGAGAACAGAGACCUCACCAGCACCAGGAAUUUUCUAAAACAAAGGAUCAGUCGCCUGUCAGAAGCUCAUAAGCGCUUGAUUGGCUUUCCAGGUUAAACAUCAGUGCAUACAGGCUUUGGUUAAAGAACCGAAGCCACACAUGGUAAAAUGUCUAGGACAUAAAUGCACUAAGAUUUAGGUCAUUUCUUAUAUACAAUCACAAUUAUUUAUAAAGUGUCAACAUUUUCAGCAGCUCUGCUCCAUAGGUAAUAUAAGACAAAGAAUUCUAUAAGUAGAGAGGACCCUGCCAAAACAAGUAUACCAUCAUUUAUAAAUGUGAUUGAUGUGAUAUAUCUGCAUUUUCACUUUCUGUACAUUCUGUACUUUCUGUACAUACAGUGUCCUACGGAGCUUUAUUCAGGAAAUUAGUAAAAAAAGAACAUUUAGUUAUCAUAAAAUUCUCCACCUCUAUGACUUUCCAACUCUUCCUCUUUUAAGGCCAGUCAUUUCUCAAACUCCUUUCAUUGGUGCGUGACACAGUGGAGGAUUUUUGAGUACGGUGUUAAAUUUCUUCUUUUACAUCUGU